AUGGCAAGCUCGACAUCCCCUCCUCCACGCCCGCAAGCCGAGAUGGCUCCUGCUUUCCGAGAGCACAGACCGAUGAUUGUCGGCGGCGAUCAACCAGAGGAGCCUUUUCCCAUGCUCCUCGAAGGCGUCGUCACAAGAGGAUUCGGGCGAGGUGCUCGCUUCCUCGGUAUCCCAACAGCCAACCUGCCCGACUCCUCCCUCGCACCCCUCAACGACCUCCAAAUGACAGGCAUCUACUAUGGCUUUGCCCGCGUCCUCCCUUCCACCUCGACCCCACAUGCUACUGCCCCAUCUACCCCAUCUUUAUCGGAUACACACCACUCCUCCCCCUUAUCGGCAUCGACGAUCCAGUCAAUGCCGGCGGCAACGGCGCCAUACCCGCCCGAUAGUGUGGAAGGGGAUAUAACAAGUCCGAAGAGGUUGGAUAAGGAGGAUGGGAGGGUAUGGCCGAUGGUCAUGAGCGUGGGCUGGAACCCGUACUUUAAGAAUGAGAAGAUCACAGCGGAGGUCCACAUCAUCCACCCCUUCUCUCAUGACUUUUACGGGCACGACAUGUCCGUACUGGUACUGGGAUACAUAAGACCAGAGUUGGACUAUACGUCAAAAGAUGCUCUGGUCCAGGACAUUCAGACGGACGUCAAGGUCGCGCUGAACUCACUGGCCCGGCCCAGUUAUGCCAAGUUGGCGCUGGACCCGAGGCUCACGGGGGGACCAGCCCACAGGUGGGACCUGUCGUGA
Messenger RNA from Dioszegia hungarica, 738 nucleotides. RefSeq names its product putative riboflavin kinase. Gene Ontology annotation, cellular component: mitochondrion. The transcript has 4 exons. Gene Ontology annotation, molecular function: riboflavin kinase activity. Gene Ontology annotation, biological process: FMN biosynthetic process; riboflavin biosynthetic process. Bases 1 to 738 code for a protein of 245 amino acids. Lineage: Eukaryota; Fungi; Basidiomycota; Tremellomycetes; Tremellales; Bulleribasidiaceae. The record is from RefSeq and is a predicted model, not a curated record.